CUUACCCCCCCCCCUCUCCUUCCUGUCUUCCUUCCUUCGUGCUGCCGGCGCCGGCUCCGGCUCGCGUGCUGCGCCAUGGCCCUGCUCUGCUACAACCGCGGCUGCGGGCAGCGCUUCGACCCCGGCACCAACACGGAGGAUUCAUGUACGUAUCAUCCAGGUGUACCAGUCUUUCACGAUGCUUUAAAGGGUUGGUCAUGCUGUAAAAGAAGAACAACAGAUUUUUCUGAUUUCUUGAGUAUUGUGGGGUGUACAAAGGGUUUCCAUAAUAGUGAGAAACCCCCUGAACCUGUUAAACCUGAAGUCAAAACUACCUCUGAACGAAAGGAAUUAGCUGAACUGAAACCUAAAUUUCAGGAGCACAUAAUUCAGGCACCAAAGCCAGUGGAAACAAUUAAGCGGCCAAGCCCAGAUGAACCAAUGACAAACUUACAGCUGAAAGUAUCAGCUUCCCUGAAACAGGCGCUAGAUAAACUGAAACUGUCAUCAGAGACUGACGAAAAAAAAAAAGAAGAGGACAGUGAUGAAAUCAAGAUUGGGACUGCAUGUAAAAAUGGAGGCUGCUCAAAGAGAUUUGAAGGACCACAGAGCACAGAAGAGAUAUGUAUAUACCAUUCUGGUGUACCUAUAUUUCAUGAAGGGAUGAAGUACUGGAGCUGCUGUAAGCGAAAAACUUCUGAUUUUAAUACAUUUUUGUCUCAAGAAGGAUGCACAACAGGAACACAUGUAUGGACUAAAAAAGAUGCUGGAAAGAAAGUAGUUCCUUGUAGGCAUGAUUGGCAUCAGACUGGAGGUGAAGUUACCAUUUCAAUAUAUGCUAAAAAUUCAAUUCCUGAACUUAGCUAUGUUGAAGCAAAUAGCACAGUGUUAAAUAUACACAUUACAUUUGAAGGGGAUAAAGAAUUUCAUCACAGUGUGAAAUUAUGGGGAGUAAUUGAUGUGAAGAGGAGUUAUGUAAACAUGACCGCUACAAAGAUUGAGCUCACUAUGAGGAAAGCAGAGCCCCUGUCAUGGGCAAGCCUUGAACUACCAGUGCCUAACAUACAGCAGCAACAAAAAAAAUGAUACAGAUCAAAAAUGAACUCCUAAAGAGAGAAUUAUUUUCUAUCACAACAUGGUGACUUGCUACUGUAAUGUGAUAUUCAUCUUUUUUUUAUUUUUAAAUUUUUUCUUUUACAGUAGAUUGUGGAUUUCAAAUCAGGGUCAACAUUGGUCUUUACAUACUGUAACAUGGUUGUCUCUCUCAUCCCAUACUUUUUGGGGCUUGUCUACAUAGCGAAGUUCAUGCCCAAUAAAUUGGGGUGGGAAAUUGAACAGUAAUAACUGUUUUGUCAGAGUAGUCUUAAAGACAUCCGCUCCACACAAAUGGCGUCCUUGUAUGAAGCUAGUAUAGACUAGCUAUUAUGCUUCAGGUUCUAUGCCCUACCUUAGGCUGCAUACAUGCAUUCAAAUCAUCCAGGACAACUCUCCCAGGUUUGUUGUCCUUAGACAAAAACUGACCUGUACAGAAGUUUUAACAAAGAAGCAAAGAGCCUGCUGGGCAGGCAAGGGACCCUAGAGCAUGCAGCUCAGAGCUUUGCAGGCUUUUUAAGUGAAAUGUAGGCAGGGAGUGUCAGGGAAGGUAUUGCCAGGAUCUGUGCCAUGCACAGUUUGUCAGCUUUCCUCACCCCAGUGGGCAGGGAGUAUGUUUGCAUGCUUCCUGGCACCCAAGUGCUGCAGUGUGGUUCAGACAAAGUACAAGCCAGGAGCAGAACACUUUUUUUCCAGCCCAAAGUGCUUAGGGGGUACGUUCAACUCUGUUUGGCUGAGACUGAUGCAUGUUCUUCCUCCCUCUGUGAGAGGAGGAGGGAGAAGCAGAAAAGCACACUGGCUACCUGUACAGAAGUUUGGUCUCCUGAGAGAUUCUCUGGGGAGCCACUUCACUCAGGUUGUUCCCAAGUUAUUUUUCUCCCAGUGUGGCCUCUUUUACACUGGGGAAAAAAAUUAUGAACUUCUGUACGCUCGUGUUUUUCUCCUAACAGAGCAGGGGAUUUCCCUGGAGAAACUGAACAUCUGUCCAAACCGUAAUGUCUAGUAAAAUCUCCCUUUCCAUCUAGUAAAUGUGAACCAACUUCCUCUUGUAGAGAGAGCCCUCAGUCCACACUGAAUUAUUAUUUCAGGUACACUGGAUCUAUUAGAGUAACUGAUACAUUAGAUUCAGUACUGUUUGUUAUAAAUUUUACAGUAAAAAGAAUACAAAUUUGUGGAAUGAUUACCAUGUCUCCAGCAGUCUGUAAUAAUAAUUUUUUAAAAAAGGAUAAACAAUAAUAAAUAUGAAAGAAUGAGAGUUUUACCUGGAACAUUUGUCUAGUAAAAUCUGCCCUUUCAUCUGGUAAAAUGACUUAAUCAAAUUAAAGACACUUUAUCUUUUA
Molecule: messenger RNA, 2411 nt
Organism: Alligator mississippiensis (American alligator)
Lineage: Eukaryota; Metazoa; Chordata; Crocodylia; Alligatoridae
Gene: CHORDC1
Product: cysteine and histidine rich domain containing 1
Exons: 11
Coding region: 76-1065 (329 amino acids)
Source: RefSeq, a predicted model, not a curated record